This is a messenger RNA of Stegodyphus dumicola, 2107 nucleotides long. RefSeq lists its product as uncharacterized. Gene Ontology annotation, biological process: positive regulation of actin filament bundle assembly. Lineage: Eukaryota; Metazoa; Arthropoda; Arachnida; Araneae; Eresidae. Gene Ontology annotation, molecular function: actin binding. Gene Ontology annotation, cellular component: actin cytoskeleton; Z disc; nucleus. The record is from RefSeq and is a predicted model, not a curated record.
AGAAGCAGACGAGGUCCGUUGUGCCUAAAAUGGAUCCUACGGACGCCGGAGAGAGCAAGGAAUCUAACCACGAGGAACUAGACUUUCUCUCGGCUAUUUCUUAGUGACUGACGCAAUCUUAUUAUUCUGUUAUUCUCUUUGGAACGUUUUCGAAACAAAUCGAUCGAAAUUAACGAAUGUUCGACAAGUAAGCGGAUUAUCUUGAGACGCUAUUUGCACGGGACAGAAAAAUCUUUAAAAGCGGGAUUUUAGAAGGAAAAAAAAAAAAAAAAGAAAAGAACAGAUGCUAUAGUGAUCGGUUCUGACUGCCAAUUUCCUGGAAAAGAUGCUGAUAAACUUUCAACAUUUCUGAUGCGAUCUUCAGAAUAAUUAUUUCCAAAAUUUAUUCAAAUUUUUUUUCGGGAGAAGUGUUACGAAUUUUUUUGUUCUACAACAUACUUCAUCUAAAACUGUAUUUUGUACGGUUUGGGGCAGUCAGUAUCUUCUGAUUUAACAUCCCAUAUUGUGGGAACUAUAAGAAUUGAUUCUUCAGAAAGGGUGAAUCUGUGAAAAGUAAUUCCGACAGAUGAAUUACCCCGCCCCGUGCAAAAAUCAAGUGCUCAUUUUUUUAUGAUAAAUAUUUUACGGAUAUGGAAUAUUAUUUGUAUAUCAGUUAACGAAUAGAACUAGAAGAAAUCAAUAUUCAUCCUAAUUCAUCACAAUUGAUACUGUUUUCUUAACUUAAGAAAGUUACGAUUUGCUCAGAACUUCUUCAACUUCUUUGAAGAAAAAGAAGCUGGUCAUUAUGACGGGCAGAAAAGACCAGUUAUCCGUUCUUUUGAGCGGUGGAUUUCCUUGGGGGUUUCGACUGCAGGGUGGAGCUGGAACAGGAUUACCCCUCGUCGUUUCUAAAGUCCGGAGAAAAAGCAAGGCUUACAAGCGACUGUGUGAAGGAGACUUGAUUUUGAGCGUGAACGGCAAGUCUUGCCAGAAUCUCACCUACGACCAAGUUAUGGAGAUCGCGGACAAAAGUGGCACAGAUUUAACUCUCCAAGUAUUACGGCAAGAAUCGGACAAAGAAAAUCUUGCUCCCCAGCUACCAGCAUCUUCAGAAGCAGUCAAAGAACCUCUCCACUCCGUCACCAAGCUAGAGAAUGGAUCCCUUACAAACGAAGUACUUUCUGUCAAAGAGACCAGCACCAAGAUUACCAAAGAAACGGAAGGGAUGCGGAUAAAAUCUGCAGUUCUGCUUCCAGACAUCGAUUUCGCAGCGACACAUAAAAUCCUCGAAAAUUUCACCAGUACCAAGUUACUGGAAGAUAAAGACGAAACAGCGGAAAAGGAAGUGACAUCUACAGAACCAUUUCCACCGUUUUCCGAAUUGCUUCAGACUUCUCAAGGACCUCCGAAACCCCCUCGAAGCCCAAUCGAUCUAUCGACGUCAUCCAAAACUGAAGAAGUCAGCCAAGACGACAACACAUACAUUAAGACAACAACUGAACGGAAGCACGAGGUUGUGGGCAACAAAGAGAUCUCGUACGUCAAGCAAGAACAGGAAUCUGUAUCCAAAUCUAGCACCAGUCCUGUUCCAGACAUCACUCUGGACACGAUAGAUUUGAACAACCUGAUCAGCGCCACGCAGAAGAGGCUGGACAGCUUCAAAAACGGAUUCGCGCAGGAAACGCCAACCGUGUCAGACGCCCUGUCCAGCACCUACGAGAUCAAAAAGACUGAAAUUUCAUCUUCGACUGCCUUGACGUCCGAAAGCAAAACCACAGAAGUGACCAACUCCGUGGACCAGAGCACUGAUUCUACGUUACAGGAUAUUGUGGUCGAUUUCAAAAAGAAUGAUACUGGAAAGAAAAUUCCCCCUCCUCCACCACCUAAACCAAAAAUUCGGCCUCUUAGCGAAUCCUAUGCCCAAACUUUCAAGGACUGCUUAAAAGAAAUGGAGAUGAAGAGCGAAGAGCAAAUCAUGUCUUCUACAUUACCUAAGCCGAAAGUUCGGCCUCUUAGCGAAUCGUUUGCUGGAAAUCUGAAGGACUGCUUAAAAGAACUGGAAACGGUAAGAAAAACUAUGAGUGUGCUAUCUGGCCUGCCUCUAAUGGUGUAGAAACUUUUACUACUG